ACCUUUGGGACAUGAAAAUAAAGAUGGCGGCUUCUCAUAGCAACAGGGUGCCUCGGGGCGAGGAGAAAAAGUCGUCUGCUAACGGGAAAACUUCCUCGCGAACUCCACGACAUCGAGUUCCCUGCCCCAACGGCUUCUUUCGGCAAAUCCUAGACGAAGACGACAGGCUGUUGAGUAUAAAGGAGGCAGACAAGAGGGCAUAUGUGGACCCUUUCUUCUGCAACUGUAUUCACUGUCAGGAGUUCUACUCUAAACAUCUACCUGCCAAUAUCAGAGAUGUUCUGGUCCUGCCUGGCUUUAAACCAUCCAAAAGGUCUAUGCUGUUGGUUGACAGAUUUAAGAAGUACCCUCAACACCCUUCAUGGAUUAAACUGGGGGACAGAGUCAUAGUUCAAGGCAGAUACCCAGGCUUUGUAAAAUAUGUGGGUGUACUAGACGAGGAUGAAUUGGCGGCUGAGCUGUAUGUUGGAGUAAAGCUUGAUGACCCAGUUGGAAUAGAAGAUGGUUUCUGGAACAACAAGUUCUACUUCUCCUGUCCCAAGGGUCACGGGGUCAUGGUCAGGUACAGCGAGGUGCGGAAGGUGUGCCCUCCCACCCGCAGACCCAGGACAGCCUUCUCUGACUGGAGAUACUACCACAUUCCUGGUCAGAGGAGGACCAGAAGGGCAAGUGACCCAGGCUCAAGUCUGUCAGACACGUCGAGUGACAAGUACAGGGGUCCCAACUCUGACCCGACUAGCCUACAGUCUACAAACUCUAACAGGGAACCAAAGAGAAACAUGCUGAGACACAAAAUAUCUUCAACCUCAGUGUCGUCUUCCUACCCGAGCAGCAGACAUCAAAAGCAGACCCCAAGGAGAGAAGGUUCCUUACAGGAGAGGGAAAGGACGAAGAAGGAAAACGGCGAGGUGAAGUCUUUGUCAUCCACGGAGCUGAGAAUGGAAGACUGGAGAACACAGUAUGGUGAGGACCAGGCCAUGAGGAUGAGUGCUGCUCUCAGCAAUCUCCAGCUGGCUUGGGAGAAAGGGAGAGAAGAGACACAGAGGGUACCCGUAGUACCCAAAGAGAAGUGAUAUAAUUAAUAGCAAGAUAGAAUUACUUUGAUGCAGUAGAAAUGCAAUGAUCAUGACC
Molecule: messenger RNA, 1131 nt
Organism: Branchiostoma floridae (Florida lancelet)
Lineage: Eukaryota; Metazoa; Chordata; Leptocardii; Amphioxiformes; Branchiostomatidae
Product: dynactin subunit 1-like
Exons: 7
Coding region: 12-1073 (353 amino acids)
Source: RefSeq, a predicted model, not a curated record